Molecule: messenger RNA, 620 nt
Organism: Serpula lacrymans var. lacrymans S7.9
Lineage: Eukaryota; Fungi; Basidiomycota; Agaricomycetes; Boletales; Serpulaceae
Exons: 5
Source: RefSeq, a predicted model, not a curated record
CCUUGGUUCCUGUCCAGACAUUCACAAAUACGUUCUCGGCUUGCGAUUCAAGGAACGUUAUUUUUCCAAACUGACCCAGGAAGGCGUUGAAUUUCCGAUAUCAGUGCCCGAUAACCCCGUCCUUCCAACCCUUCAACGCCAGUCAUACGUUGUUGAGGAUUCUUUUGAAGAAUAUGCUCAAGACUCGACAUAUAUCGAGGGCGAUUGGGACAGUCUUGGCAAGUGCAGCACGACGGUGAUGCCAUUUCAACAGAUUUGGAGCAGCAAUUCAACAUUCUCGUUCCCAACACAAACUACCCUCCUGCUCUGGACAACUUGGGUGACUACGAAUAUGAAGAACCUACUGGAAAUAUCAUUAACACUGAGCACACUUAUGAAUAUUUUGCUGAAGUUCAUUUCAGUAACGGCUCAAUGCGAGAGAUUCCAAUUGGGAUAACCUCCUUCUCGCCGAUUCUUCCUACUCUCACAGGUGAAACAGAGACGGUGUAUGUGGCCUUGCAGCAAGAAACACGCAACUUGUUUCGAGAUGACACUUCUCCAGAUGAAGCGGCAAAACCACGCCAGAGUAAUUACACCGCAGAAAUCACUUUUCCCAGCGGAAGGACUCUUGAACAAGGCAC